AUGAUAAAUAUACUAGAUGAGCCAAAUAUAAUCAGGCAAACUGUAAGCUCAGUUCUUAAGGAGAAACAAAAUAUUUCAAAACUUAUUGAAAUUCCUGUUACAGCUACCAUCGAAGAAGCUUUUGAUGUUUUAUUGGCGGAAAAUAUUUUAAGUGUUCCGGUUUAUAGAUUUUGGAGAGGCCACAAGCAACCGAUUGCCAUUGUUAAUGUAUUCGAUCUGGUAGCUUUUGUUUGCUUGCAGACAAAUAAUAAUGGUGAAGAAUGUGAUUUAUCAAAUUUUGAUAGUAAAUCAAUCUUUUUACAAAAGCCUAUUGGUGAAUUAAUUGGGUUAUCAACUGAAAGUACACAUCUUACAAUAUGUCAUCCGGAAGAUUCAUUGAUUGAUUUGUUAGAAUUAUUUACUCUAAAACAAAUUCAUAGAGUUUUAGUGGCUGAACGAAGAGCAAUUGAAGAACAAGAUGAUGGAGAAAUUAUCAAUGAAGAUGAGGUUAAACCUUGCUUUGCAUCUCAAACUGAUGUUGUAAGAUUUUUAUUUCAUCAUAAUCAUCAAUUAGGUAAAAUUUUAGAUACUUCUGCCUCUGAGGUAUCUAACAGGGCGAUUCGUUUGAUUAAUCGUGGAAGAAUAAAUUUAUUAGAAAAUCCUUCCUCAAUUACAAUUCAUGAUCAAGCCUUAACUGCUUUUAGAAAAAUUCAUCAAGAUGGAGUUAGUGCUGUUGCCGUUGUUGAGGAUGAUGGAAGAUUAGUUGGAGAAGUUAGCGCUGCGGAUUUAAGAGGGUUGAAUCGAGAAAGAUUAUCAGAUUUAAAGAAACCUGUCAUUAUGUUUUUAAAGAGUUGCAAAGGAGCUUUAAUUAAACCUUUAACUUGUCAUGGUAAAUUUACUCUCAGUCAAGUAAUGGCGGGAAUUAUCCGUAGCAAAGUUCAUAGAGCUUGGGUAGUGGAUGAAGAUGACGUUCCUAUUGGUGUUAUCACUCUUAGUGAUAUCCUUUCAAUGUUUUUUCCUGAAAGAGAUGAAUCAUCAACUUGA
This is a messenger RNA of Funneliformis caledonium, 1023 nucleotides long. NCBI's taxonomy places the organism in Eukaryota, Fungi, Glomeromycota, Glomeromycetes, Glomerales, Glomeraceae. The record is from the annotation of a GenBank genome assembly.